This is a messenger RNA of Vitrella brassicaformis, 1735 nucleotides long. NCBI's taxonomy places the organism in Eukaryota, Vitrellaceae. The record is from the annotation of a GenBank genome assembly.
CCGAUCCAUCAUGCGCAGGGGUGCGGACACAGACAUUCAUCAUAUACACACCCUCCAAGUCAACACGUGCAUGCGCAGGUGUGCGCACACGCCCCUUGACCUUGCCAUUGGUCGCCUUUGUAGGAUCCCCCUCGACAGGAUGGAAAAACACGAAUGCAGUGUUAUUGCUGCAAUGCUUGGUGGACCGGAAGGAUGGGGCAUAGCCGUCUUGCCGCUUGAGGCCCUGCGUGUCCAGAUGUGGCCCACUCCACAUGGUAUUCUGACGCAACCAUGGAUCCUUCGUCAAGUGCUGCCUGCAAUGAAGGACGGCAUUGCAGCAUUCUUGAGACAUCGAUCCACAUCGCCUGUCUUGCGCAGCCUCGAUUGGUGUUCUCGCUUUCGCAGCUUGUGCCUUGCACAGGAGGGUGACCUCGCAGAGUAAGAGAUUAUACGAGGAAUCAUUCGAGGUAGGACCAAGAGAGCUGUCGUGCUUCGUGAUUCUCCAGGGAACUUUCAGGCCAAGCAGACUGGAUGGAGGUGAAAGGCAGAUUCAUUCCGUCUGCCUGUAUACUACAGUGUUGAAUUUCUUCAGGCAUUCUCAGCAAGUUUUUGCACCGAAAUGGGAGAGAAGGAGUUCCGAGACUCGAUCAGAGGCCAUGAGGAAGAGCUCUUUGAGCGGCUCGAAUCUGCUGAAGCACUUCAAGUGGUUACCAAACGUAGAGCGCACAAGACGUUUUUCCUGCUUGUCAGUCCGCUCCGAUCUCCUUCAGCUAAUUGCAUCUCUCUGGUCGAACACCACUGGGCGAAACAGUACUUUGCCGAUGGGGCUGCUGGCGUUGAGCAACAUGUUCACGGCCAAGGACAACCUGCCGGGCCUGAUGAUUGGCGGCAUCGUCAUCGUCGUCCUCAUAGCCCUGGCCAUCGUUGGAUUCGCCGUCUGGUACUACCGCUUCGGCGGCCGCAAGUGGCUCACAGUCGAGGCCAGCGAGAUCCGGCACAAGCAGAACAAGUUCGUCAAGUCGCUCACCGCCGAGCUGCAGAAGACCGAGCACAACGAGUUUGAGGACGACUGGAAGGCCAAGGGCGUCGACGCCCUGUCGCCGUUCGCAACGCUGCCCAGUGAGGACGCCAAGUCGCCCCUCAAGGUGGAGGUGCACGAGGCCACCGACAACGGGGUCGAGGAGACCACCGAGACGGCCUCGGGACGCACUCACUCAGAGAGACCCAAUGCCGGACAUGUCGACGUCUAGACACAACACACACAUAUGAAGGAGGGAGGGAGGGAGGAAGGCAUGUCGGGAGUGCCGGUGCGGUGUGGCGGUUGUCGAUGUCGUCUGUGUUUGACGUGACGUUUGCCUUUAUAGUCAGCUGCCCUCCGAUAUGUGAGUGUGUGAGGUUCUUUGGCAUUCAUUCAUUCACAGGGGCACUGGGAUCGGAUCGGAUCGUCUGUGGAAUUCAUAGUAGGUAGCGCUGGCUGACUGACUGACUGACUGUCCGGAAGUGCGUGGCCUGGCCCUCUUUUUUCCCUACCUCUCCCACACACACAUACAUACAGACAGACAUACAUACACACAUACAUACGCGUGGCUUUCUGCUCACAUCCAGGAGUUGCUCGACGCAUCGAUCGACUGCUCUCCUGCUGCCCCCGCGAGCUGCAGCAGUGGCAUCGUCUCGUCUGCUGUCAUGUCUCUUGGAGCUCCUCGAUGCGAUGCUGCUAGCCGCCAGUACACACAUGCCUCCAUCGCCGCUUCAGCAG